GACCUCAAUUAGUAACUCUAAGCGAUCAUUGCACUUUGUUAGAUAACUUCGCAUUACAUAAGUUGUGCGAUUAAAAUAUAGGUAUAUCAAAUCUUUUUUAAAUGCGUUUAAAGACAUAAACAAAGGUUAUGAAACACAGGUUGAAAAAUGGUGGGAAAACUCCGAGGUCGUAAUUUUAUCGUAACAAUGGUGCACAGAAAUAUACGAAAGCAACAUUUUUCUUCAGUUUACGCCCAGUUUUUUUAAGUGAAUCAUCACACAGGAACCUAUGGAAAAACUUGAUUUACAAUAACAAUUUAUAAACUAGUAACGCUAUGAAAAAAUAAUACAAAAUAAAAAUGAAGUUAAAGUGUUAAGUGAUUAGAAAAUAAUUGAAGUCGUGAUAACUAUUAUCGUAUUAAAAUGGCAGUUAAAUUCGAUAGAUGGACAUUUUUAAAGUUAUUAGAAUUAAUUUUUGUAGUUUCUUGUUUAAUUUGCAAAAGAGUGACCGACGAUGAAACCUCAAGGUUGUUUUUAUACUUACAAAAAUUAUCGAGGGAAUGGAGUCUGUUAACAAGUGUAACUUGGGAUAAAAUUGGUUCAUCAGUUGCAGACGCUACUUACGGUGGAUUUUCAAUCGUCACUACGGCUUUGUUUAUUGGAAAGUUAGUUGGUGAACUUCCAAAUGGGCGCAGAAUUACCGAAAUUAUUCUAUUGUUGGUUGGAACUGUUUUGUUUAUCGUUUUAGGAGCGUUGGAAUUAGCAGCUUUGGAGAACUUACCGAAAGACUUAGUGGACAACGCAGCUGUUUUAGGUAGUUUAUCCUUAGCAACGGCAUUUUUAUUUCUUUUGGACUUAACCGGUCCUAAAGGUAAUAAAAAGGCAUCUUUAAAAGACCACAAAUCCCAUAACACUGAUCAAAAACCCGACAUUUUCGUGGUUGAAACUGCCAAAAUCGGCCAUAUUCCCAAACUGGAAGCAGAAAAAAUUAUUAUUCCUUCAGAAAAACGUCCAAACGGCUUCAAAAAUGGUCAGAUUAGCUUCAAAAAAGCAUCAAAAGCACCGCAGAAAUUUGAUAUUUAUGGCAAGGACUAUGAAAGCGGAAGUGAAGAAGACUUAAAAGAAAUUUUAGAAGAAUCUUCACCAGUUUGGAGUAAAAUACGCAGAGGUCAAUAUGUUGUGCCAACCUUUUUUUAUCCUAAAAACGGCCAAAAUAGUCCUGAAAGACCACCAAGCACUCCAGGAGAUCCAGGAUAUGUCCAAUAUACGGCUAGAAAGUGGGGAGAAGGGCGUGAAACACCUAAAACGCCUCGGCAAAGUCCUACAGAAGUAUAAAUAUAUUUAAUAUUAAUUACUGUAAUUAAUAGGGCACGGAACUUUUGUAACAAAAUGAUACGA
Messenger RNA from Onthophagus taurus, 1377 nucleotides. RefSeq lists its product as uncharacterized. NCBI's taxonomy places the organism in Eukaryota, Metazoa, Arthropoda, Insecta, Coleoptera, Scarabaeidae. The record is from RefSeq and is a predicted model, not a curated record.